ACAAAGCAGCAGGGUACUUAGAUAUCAAACCUCAUCUCUCAACCCUCCGUGUAUAUCUCAACGUUUUUAGUUACGUUCUCGUAGCUGCAUGGUACUUAGUCUGCACACAGAAUAGUUAAAUAGUACUCUUGCUGGAACUGUUAUAUAAAACAUCAUUUUGCGGAUGACCAGUGAUAUUAAACGGUGUUUUAUAAUCAAGCUACUCGGAAUGAAAUUGUUACAGUUUAUAUUAAUAUUUGGUUUUUGGACAUCUUUAACCGGUGGAGAUGAUCUAUUUGUUGAGUCGCAGUUGUGUAAAAAAUGUGAAUGCAGAAACAAAGAGGGACUAAUGGGCAUUGUAGUGGACUGUUCUAGGCGUUCAUUAAGAGCAAUUCCACCUGAUAUACCAGACAAAACAACUUGGUUAAUACUACAAGAUAAUUUAAUUGAAAAUAUAGCAGAUUAUACAUUUAACGGGACCAAACUUUCUUUUCUAGAUAUUUCCAACAAUCGUAUAACACGACUAAACCGUUUUAGUUUUUAUGGAUUGAAAACUCUGAUCAAAUUGGACCUUCACAGCAACCAUAUUAAUAUGGAACGUGAAAACUACCCGAUUGGAGUUUUUACUUCGCUUGUAAAUCUCCAAACUCUGGACAUAUCUUCAAACUAUAUAAAACCAGGAUUUAACUUGUCCUAUCCAAAUGAAAGCUUUGCAGGUUUGCUUUCUCUUGAAAGCUUAAAGAUGGAUGGCAUACCUAUUAUAGAACUUGAAAGAGGUUUGUCUAGUCUAACGAACCUUAAAUACCUGAGUUUCACAGGUAACUGUAGAACCCACCACAUUACGAAUACUUCUUUUAUCAAUGUUCCUAACAUAGAAAACCUGGUGUUAAGUAACUGUCAAAUCAGAAAAAUUGAUAGUUUUGCCUUCACCAUGUUUUCAAAAUUACAAUUUCUCGACCUCUCUGGUAACAGGCAACUUGGAUUUGAUGCCGCAACUUUACCUUUAAUAAAUUUACAUAGUAAAGCCUUUCGCAUUCUCAAUAUAAGUUCCAUUUAUGAAAACUUUGCUCUGGCGACUGAAGUAACUGGCGAACACUUUUUUUAGAUUCCAGCAUCUUAAUAUCACGGAAUUUUAUAUAGAUCAAAACAGGAUUCAACGCUUUGACGAAAUAGUUCUUAAUCACCUACCGUCUACCAUUAAAAUAAUAAGUUUUAGGGAUAAUGUACCGUCGU
Molecule: messenger RNA, 1212 nt
Organism: Patella vulgata (common limpet)
Lineage: Eukaryota; Metazoa; Mollusca; Gastropoda; Patellidae
Product: slit homolog 2 protein-like
Exons: 2
Coding region: 164-1084 (306 amino acids)
Molecular function (GO): protein binding
Source: RefSeq, a predicted model, not a curated record